Molecule: messenger RNA, 1003 nt
Organism: Laccaria bicolor S238N-H82
Lineage: Eukaryota; Fungi; Basidiomycota; Agaricomycetes; Agaricales; Hydnangiaceae
Exons: 6
Coding region: 16-924 (302 amino acids)
Biological process (GO): DNA replication, removal of RNA primer; mismatch repair
Cellular component (GO): ribonuclease H2 complex
Molecular function (GO): RNA-DNA hybrid ribonuclease activity; RNA binding
Source: RefSeq, a predicted model, not a curated record
CUUCUGUCACCCGUCAUGUCCUGUUCUAAACGCGUCCUAUCAGCUCCUGGCCCCUCAAAACCACUUACUGACUCGUACACAUACCAUUCUCCAACCCCCACAGCACCAGGACCGUACAUAGUAGGCGUGGAUGAAGCAGGCCGAGGACCUGUCUUAGGACCGCUCGUUUAUGGCAUCGCAUACUGCCCAGCUUCGUACAAGGAGGAUAUGGAAGAGUUGGGCUUUGCGGACUCCAAGACGUUAAAUUCGGAUACGCGGUUAUCACUACUGAAUACCCUCAGCUCGCAGCCCGAAAACUUGGGAUGGUCUGUGAGAGUUGUAAGUCCUCAAGCAAUAUCUAGUGGAAUGCUUUGUCGGCCCCCUACAAACUUGAAUCGACAGUCCCAAGACGCUACAAUUCUACUUCUACGCGAGGUGCUAGCAAAAGGCAUACAAGUCUCGGAGGUCUACGUUGAUGCAUUGGGCACGACAACGACAUAUGAAGCAUACUUAUCCUCCCUUUUCCCUGGUAUUGACUUCACUGUCACGACAAAAGCCGAUUCCAAGUUCAAGAUUGUAGGAGCCGCCAGCGUUGCGGCGAAGGUGACGAGAGACGCCUGCGUUGAAGGCUGGACUUUUGAAGAAAAUAUCGGAAAGGAGGGGGAUAAGUGGAGCAAUGCCACCCUUGGUUCGGGAUAUCCUUCAGAUCCAAACACUCAAGCGUGGCUUAAGGGUUCAGUCGACCCCGUAUUUGGCUUCCCCAAGCUUGUGCGGUUCUCUUGGACAACGGUCAAGGUUAUACUUGAAAAAAAUGCGCACGCGGUCAAAUGGACUGAUGAAGGACAGGCUUCUUUAAUAAACGCCUUCGAGGCGGGACAAGGACUCGAUAAAAAUCGAUGUUCAGUUACAAAAGACCUCCACAUCACAAGCCUGAUAAUGCUGUAGAGGCCCUCUAUAAUGGAUACCUGGAUAUAGACGACUGCGUCAUUAUACACGGUGGUUUAACCGCUAAAAUUUAAACGAC